AUGGCAAGUCAAACUCAAGGAAUUCAACAGCUUUUGGCAGCUGAAAAAAGAGCAGCAGAAAAGGUUGCCGAAGCUAGAAGGAGAAAGGCAAAAAGAUUAAAACAAGCCAAAGAAGAAGCACAUGAUGAAAUUGAAAAAUAUAGACAAGAAAGGGAAAAACAAUUUCGAGAAUUCGAAUCGAAACACAUGGGUUCUAAAGAAGAUGUCGCUGCUAGAAUCGAAGCAGAUGCUAAAGUUAAAAUUGAUGAAAUGAAUAAAGCUGUUAACAAUUCUAAAACUGCUGUUAUUAAAGAAAUUUUAGAAUUGGUCUAUGAUAUUAAGCCAGAAAUACACAAGAAUUAUAAAAUUCAUGCCCAAUAA
This is a messenger RNA of Pediculus humanus corporis (human body louse), 360 nucleotides long. Its product is annotated as vacuolar ATP synthase subunit G, putative. Lineage: Eukaryota; Metazoa; Arthropoda; Insecta; Psocodea; Pediculidae. The coding region runs from base 1 to 360 and encodes 119 amino acids. The transcript has 2 exons. Gene Ontology annotation, biological process: proton transmembrane transport. Gene Ontology annotation, cellular component: vacuolar proton-transporting V-type ATPase complex. The record is from RefSeq and is a predicted model, not a curated record. Gene Ontology annotation, molecular function: proton-transporting ATPase activity, rotational mechanism.